Molecule: messenger RNA, 2856 nt
Organism: Rhinolophus ferrumequinum (greater horseshoe bat)
Lineage: Eukaryota; Metazoa; Chordata; Mammalia; Chiroptera; Rhinolophidae
Gene: SH2D1B
Product: SH2 domain containing 1B
Exons: 4
Coding region: 78-479 (133 amino acids)
Source: RefSeq, a predicted model, not a curated record
GGCCAGCUGCCUCUGCGUCUCUCCUCAGAGCCACCCCUGACUCUGGCCUGAGUCCUAGGGCCACAGGGCGCGUCCCCAUGGAUCUGCCUUACUACCACGGCCCUCUGUCCAAGACUGACUGUGAGAGUUUGCUGCUCAGGGAAGGGGUGGACGGCAAUUUCCUGUUACGGGACAGCGAGUCGGUGCCCGGGGCUCUGUGCCUCUGCGUCUGGUUUAAACGUUUCGUCUACACAUACCGCAUCUUCAAAGAGAAACACGGGUGUUACAGCAUCCAGACUGUGGAAGGCACUCAGAAACUGGUGUUUUCAAACCUAAAGGAACUGAUUUCCACAUUUGAGAAGCCAAACCAAGGGCUGGUGGUUCCCCUUUUGAAGCCAGUCAAGAGAAGCAGGCCCUGCUUGAGGUGGAGAAGGUCGAAGGUCGAGCUGGAUGGCACUUACGAGAACUGUAACAGUGAUUACGUGCACGUCUUGCCUUGAAGAGAAGGAGACAGAAGAAGCCGUUAGAGACGACGGGAUGAGCCUCUUCUCCCGCACAUGUGGGUCUGUUUGGAAGGCUGAGUCCUCAGUGCCAGUCCAGGCUGUCCUAGUCUGGAGACUGGGUGCUCUGUGCACCCACGUCAGCUCCAAACGCUUCCCUGCAGGGCGACCUGAACCCCCUCCCUGACUCACUAGAGGCACGACCCGGCGUCUCGGUGACACCCGCCUUGCACCAGGAUCAGGCAGCCAGAGGGGCAGCUCCCUGGAGGGGCCUUCUCCCCCCAGCCUGGAUGACCCACAUUUCUGCUUUCCAAUCUGGGUCUUCCUGCCUUAUGUCCCUGGACACUUUCUCCCCGACUUUUCCUAUUUCAUUUGCGCCCCACUCACUCAGCAGCGUGGCUGCCGCUCUGAACAGUGACGCCUGCGGGUGCUUUUAAGGAGCCUGGGUGGCUCCUGUUCCCAGGUAGGCGUUACAUCCCCCAGAGCGUGGCCUCCUGUCCCUAUGUCCCCCUCUGGGCGCUGCAGCUUCUAGAUUGCAUGGGCUGGAAGUACAUCCUCACGACCUACAGCCUUGGUUCUAAGGGCCUUUGAGCUUUGCUGCUCGCUCCGAGUUUUAAGACCCGAUUAGUGUGGGAUGCACCAAAUUCUAUGCCCAUUUCUUACACACCUUCCCCCGCUGGCCUGACCUUUCAAAACUGUGAAGGAGAGGACCCCAGAGUUCCAAACAAUGUGAAUGGACACUGUGGCUAGAACCCAAAGUGUGAGCCACUCUGAGUUCUUGGGUCACAGCGAGCUGUAGCUGCCACCAACUGAAGCCACAUUCAGGGAGCAGAGAGAGCCAGACCCUUCUGCUCGGUUCUGUGAAGGGCACCGGAAGCCACUCUUUGAUUCUCUCUCCGUGCUACAGAGAAGCACAUAGCCAGAGCCCACAGUAAUGCUUGGCACAGAAAACAUAUUCAGGGGCUGUUUCUGGACUCAAUGGCGGACUGAAUCAAUAUAAAAUGUGGCCACUGCUGGUGGCAGAGACUUGCCUGAGCGUUACACUCCAAACCCCGGCAGAACGAACGAGACUCCUUGUAAGAGCAAGAGCUUUCAGUGCAGCGCUCAUGGAAGCCACCUCUGUCUCCCUGAGCACCUCACCUGGCACUGGCACCGGCACUGCAACGCUGCCCUGUCUCCACUGGGGCUCCAGCACGUCCCAAGCCAGCAGGCCACUUACUAGCUGAUGUGUAUGUCACGCUGCGUGUCCCUGAAAUGUGCCAGGGACUGGAUGCAUCAGGUGAAGGACAGCUGAGAGGUCUGCACGAGGGAUACACGACAGCCAUUUCAAGUGUCUGAGUGUCUUCUGUCCCUUCUCCUCCGGCAUCAGACGGACGUGACACUGAUGAAACUGAUGGUGUUCCAUCAGCCGUGCACUGCUUCACUUUCUCUCGUUGUAUUACUUUUUAUAAACUGUUGGAUUUGGUGAAUUAACAUUGCAUUUAAGAUUUCUGCUUCAAAAACUCAUAAACUAAAUGGAACUGUAACUGACUCACUCACGAUAUUAGUAUAAAAUGAAUGACGCUUUCCCCUUCAUCUGUUUUUGUCACAACUUUGUAAGGUAAGAUGAUUUGUUCCUUUAAAAUUUGUUAGUAUUUUUGUAAAACUAAGUUUGAGGCCGUGGUGAGAGGAGGAGGAAGCCUUGUGACUGUUUAGAUCAUCUCACGAGCUUAUUCAAUUCGUUGGCCAAUUUUGGCAUUCUUUGUUUUUCCAGGAAUGUAUCCAUUUUGCCUGUUCUCUCAAUGAUUGGCACCUAGUUCAUAAUAUUCUUCUCUUAUUUUAACUACAGUCACACCUUUGCCCCAUAUCUCAUUUGCAUCUCACGUUUUUAUUAACCGAUUCGAUCCAUCUUACUAAUCCUUUCAAAGCCAGCUUUCGGAUUUGUGGACCUCUGCUGUUACCGUUUUUAGGUUGUUAUUCUGUAUUUCACAGAUACUUAUUUUCAUUUUUUUGAGCUUACUUUCAUUUUAUGAGCUUACCUGGCUGGUUUUCAGUGUUUACUGUUUUCUAAUAAAUAUGCUUAAAGCCGUGACUUCAGCUCCUACCACUACUUUCGGUGUCUCCCCCACAUUGAACGUGAAUGGUGUUUAUUGUUGUUCGGGUCCAAGGACUUUUAACGCCUGUAAAAGUAUCCUUGUCUAUCCAAGGACUAUUUAGCCAUUUGUAGUUGUUUUCAAACAUGUAUUUCGGUUUUCCUUCCAGUACAGCUCCCACACUACGUAGCGUUAGGGUUAGACAGCAUAGUUUGACUUGAUUCUUGCUGACCUGGUACCUGCGAAUAUUCUGUGAAUAUUUCAUUUGUUUGAAAAGAAUCGUUUCUUCUAUUUGUUUUAAGCUC